This is a messenger RNA of Clavispora lusitaniae ATCC 42720, 555 nucleotides long. RefSeq names its product Trp99p (gene TRP99). The record is from RefSeq and is a predicted model, not a curated record. Gene Ontology annotation, cellular component: mitochondrion; cytoplasm; peroxisome. Gene Ontology annotation, biological process: cellular response to oxidative stress; hydrogen peroxide catabolic process; cell redox homeostasis. NCBI's taxonomy places the organism in Eukaryota, Fungi, Ascomycota, Pichiomycetes, Serinales, Metschnikowiaceae. Gene Ontology annotation, molecular function: thioredoxin peroxidase activity.
AUGUUCGCUUUGACCUCAAUUGCCAAGCGCCAGUCCGUUCGUGCGUUUUCCGCCUCCGCCUCCAGAUGGGUAGCGGUGGGAGACAAGAUUCCAUCCGCCACUUUAUUUGAAGGCUCCCCAGGAAACGACGUGAACUUGGCGGAUGAAACUGCAAGCGGGAAAUCCAUCAUUAUCGGAGUCCCAGGAGCCUUUUCGCCUGCCUGCCUGGCUUCGCAUAUUCCCGGAUACUUCAAGAAGUUGAGAGAGUUCAACGAAAAGGGAUACAAGUCGUUCUACAUUGUUGCUGUCAACGACGCUUUUGUCACCAAGGCAUGGGGCGAGGCGCUUUUUGCCCAUCUUGUCGGCACCAACCAGGUCCGCUUCUUGGCCGACCCCAAGGGCGAGUUUUCCAAAGACUUGGAUGUGCUUUUUGACGCUUCCAAGUUUUUCGGCAACGAGAGAUCUAAGCGUUACGCUUUGAUUGUGGAAGACGGUGUUGUGAAGAAGACUUUCAUCGAGCCAGACAACACCUCUGUUGAUGUUUCCUCCGCCGAUGCUGUACUCAAGGAGGCAUAA